Molecule: messenger RNA, 2372 nt
Organism: Sapajus apella (tufted capuchin)
Lineage: Eukaryota; Metazoa; Chordata; Mammalia; Primates; Cebidae
Gene: RSRC2
Product: arginine and serine rich coiled-coil 2
Exons: 11
Coding region: 438-1568 (376 amino acids)
Source: RefSeq, a predicted model, not a curated record
GUUUCCUCCCAGCAAGCUGUGCGACGCACCGGGCUUCUUCGCCUUUGUGCCAUCCGGGUCUCUCGCGCUUGCGAUUUAGUCUGAGGCGAAGCUUCGGAGCGGCCAGUACUGUUGAAAGCGACAAGUGUAGGCGCCGCUCUAGCGGCCGGGACUCUGAACUAUGGCGGCUAGUGAUACAGAACGAGAUGGACUAGCCCCAGAAAAGACAUCACCAGAUAGAGAUAAGAAAAAAGAGCAGUCAGAUGUAUCUGUUUCUCCUAGAGCUUCAAAACAUCAUUAUUCAAGAUCACGAUCAAGGUCAAGAGAAAGAAAACGAAAGUCAGAUAAUGAAGGAAGAAAACACAGGAGCCGGAGCAGAAGCAAAGAGCGUGCUAAUGCGCGAAGAGACUGAACUGAAGACGCUGCAGACUCAGAUAGCAAAAUAAUAAGCCUACUUCAUGAUAAGAACCAACUUCUUCUUAAAACAGGCAAGAAGACAUGAAUCCAAAGAUAAAUCCUCUAAGAAACACAAGUCUGAGGAACAUAAUGACAAAGAACAUCCUUCUGAUAAAGGAAGAGAGCGACUGAAUUCAUCUGAAAAUGGUGAGGACAGGCACAAACGCAAAGAAAGAAAGUCAUCAAGAGGCAGAAGUCACUCAAGAUCUAGGUCUCGUGAAAGACGCCAUCGUAGUAGAAGCAGGGAGCGGAAGAAAUCUCGAUCCAGGAGUAGGGAGCGGAAGAAAUCUCGAUCCAGAAGCAGAGAGAGGAAGAAAUCAAGAUCCAGAAGCAGGGAAAGAAAACGGCGGAUCAGGUCUCGAUCUCGCUCAAGAUCAAGACACAGGCAUAGGACUAGAAGCAGGAGUAGGACACGGAGUAGGAGUCGUGAUAGAAAGAAGAGAAUUGAAAAGCCGAGAAGAUUUAGCAGAAGUUUAAGCCGGACUCCAAGUCCACCUCCCUUCAGAGGCAGAAACACAGCAAUGGAUGCCCAAGAAGCUUUAGCUAGGAGGUUGGAAAGGGCAAAGAAAUUACAAGAACAGCGAGAAAAGGAAAUGGUUGAAAAACAAAAACAACAAGAAAUAGCUGCGGCAGCUGCAGCUACUGGAGGUUCUGUUCUCAAUGUUGCUGCCCUCUUAGCAUCAGGAACACAAGUAACACCUCAGAUAGCCAUGGCAGCUCAGAUGGCAGCCCUGCAAGCUAAAGCUUUGGCAGAGACAGGAAUCGCUGUACCUAGCUACUAUAACCCAGCAGCUGUAAAUCCAAUGAAAUUUGCUGAACAAGAGAAAAAAAGGAAAAUGCUUUGGCAGGGCAAGAAAGAAGGGGACAAAUCCCAGUCUGCUGAAAUAUGGGAAAAAUUGAAUUUUGGAAACAAGGACCAAAAUGUGAAAUUUAGGAAAUUGAUGGGUAUUAAGAGUGAAGAUGAAGCUGGUUGUAGCUCAGUUGAUGAAGAAAGUUACAAGACUCUCAAGCAACAGGAAGAAGUAUUUAGAAAUCUAGAUGCUCAGUAUGAAAUGGCAAGAUCACAAACCCACACACAAAGAGGAAUGGGUUUGGGUUUCACAUCUUCAAUGCGAGGAAUGGAUGCAGUUUGAAAAAGAUCACACCUGUAAAGUUUGGGACUUUAUAGACUUCUUGUUCUGAUGUCAGGUCCUUGUUCACCAAACAGCUAGCAUUCUAGCUUGCAUGGGUGUUGCAUUGACUUUAAUUUAUUGAAAAAUCCGAAUUUUUGUAAAUAUCAGAUCAGUGAUACUGGUGUUAGUGUUGUAAUCAGGUUAAACCCACUUCCAUUAAACUUGACAGGACUAUAGAAGGACAAUAUUUUUUAGUUCAUGAAUUCUACUUUUCAAAUAUAAAAAGCUGCAGGUGGGGAUAAAAUCUCAUACAUGGAUUUUUUUCGUGUCUGCUGUCUUGUGUACUUUUGUACUUAACCUUGUACAGUUAUUUUCAUCUCUUGAAACAUGAAAGAAAUGUUAUGUAGAUGUUCUUUAGAAGAUCUGGCCAUUUGGCUCAUAAUCCAGCACAGAUAAGCUGGGUGGUAAUGAUAAUAAAAAUGGUUUUCUCAAAACUGGUGUUAAUUUAAGUUACCUGGGAUGUUUCUUUGAAUUUCUUUUAUGGUUUCUGUAGCAUUUGGCAAUUGCUGUUAGAAAACACUAGCUAGAAAUUUCCUCUUCCCCCUUUUUUUUAAGGUCAGUUAUCUAUACUACAGGCAAUAUCAUGGUGAGUAAAAGUAAAAAUUGGGAGGAGCAAACAAACAUUAAAAUAAUAUGUUUUCCUAUUAUAAGGGACAGAUGGUAUACAGUAUUUGUCAAAUAUUACACAUGUUAUUCAGGAAAUAGAUUAAUGCAUUAAAGGGAUGUAAGCACUUUUAUUUUAAUAAAGUGCCUUAUAACAAGUUA